This is a messenger RNA of Scaptodrosophila lebanonensis, 932 nucleotides long. Its product is annotated as nurim homolog. The transcript is spliced from 2 exons. The record is from RefSeq and is a predicted model, not a curated record. NCBI's taxonomy places the organism in Eukaryota, Metazoa, Arthropoda, Insecta, Diptera, Drosophilidae. Bases 27 to 773 code for a protein of 248 amino acids. Gene Ontology annotation, cellular component: nuclear membrane.
UUUAAAUAGUGUGAAUUAUUUAAACAAUGGCGUCUCUGAAGCAACUAAUUGUGCUUCUUAGCUCUGUGGCCACUUUUGGGUACACUUUUUACGUGGUCGGCAAGUUAAUGCUAUUUUUGUCCUUGCCACGAAACAUAAGCAAAGCCCACACCUGGAUAUUUAAUUUACUUGACAAUAGGUCUCGCAUUGAGACUGCUUAUGGACCGAUUGUCUAUGACACGCUCUUCCUGAUAGCCUUCAUCUUCCAGCAUAGCUUCACGGCUCCGAUAUUACGUAAAUUGGGCUGCCAGGCGACCCUCCGUACUAUUUAUAGUCUGACAUCAUCGAUUUGUUUACAUUAUUUGGUGCAAAACUGGUUGCCCGCCACUUCGAUUGUGUUGUGGCAAGUUGAUGUAAGCGAUAGUGCUGUACUUUGGUGGACUUUUGUGAUCACGCAUGGCAUAUGCUGGAUUGUGAUUUAUGGCGGAAGUAUUAUUAUGGAUUUACCUGAGCUGUUGGGUAUCAAACAAGCAUACUAUGAUAUGAAACAGUAUGCACCGCCAAUUGCCUACAAAUCCUCAGAACUACGCAAUCUCUAUUCCCAUGUCCGUCAUCCAUCAUUUGUGGGUUUCACCAUCAUUCUGUUUGCCACAAAUGUAAUGAGUGUGGAUCGCCUUCUGCUGGCCGUGCUACUAACCACAUAUAUGUAUGUGGCCUGGUCUACCGAUCAGAGCGAUGUGGCUUACCAGAAGCAGCAGCUGCAGCGAAAGAAGCUGGAAUUGAAAUCCCAGUGAAGAAUUGACAUCUCAACUUACCUUUAAAAAACCAUUUACUUAAUGCAUUUUUUAACAUAAGACUCUAACUCAAGACUAAUUCAUUUUUAUAAGCACACAUUUUAUUUUUUGUACGCUCACAUGUGUAAAAUAAAAAUCUAACUCAUUCGUACCACCGCA